Molecule: messenger RNA, 576 nt
Organism: Populus euphratica (Euphrates poplar)
Lineage: Eukaryota; Viridiplantae; Streptophyta; Magnoliopsida; Malpighiales; Salicaceae
Exons: 1
Coding region: 1-576 (191 amino acids)
Source: RefSeq, a predicted model, not a curated record
AUGGGUAAUGGAUACAACCACCAUUUCCACAACCAAAACCUUCACCUCCAACACAAGAGCACAUUCUUGCCUAUGUUAUGCUCAGGAGCAACCAUCAAAGAUGUGACUCUUCCAAAAUGGGAAUACCGGUCCAUGUCCAUCUCCAGGACUGACCCUUUAUCUCCAGAGAUCGGUUGCAUGGGGCAGGUCAAGAUAAACAGCAAGAUAGGUGGCUUCCCUACUUCUAACAAGCUCACAGUUACUACCAAGAAUAACAAUAAUGUCAAGUACUCCAAGCUCAAGAGGAUCUUCUCUGGCAAGAAUCUUACUGGCACCACCGCAUCAAUAGCCAGUAGCGCUGCUCAUAGAAGAGAAGUGAUGGUGAAUGGUGCGAGUGGACCUAAGAUUGAUGAUAGUAAAGAGAAUUCUGUUUCAGUUAGCAUAGAGAAUAUGGAUCCUCCUUUGCCUGUAAUCAAGAAGGUCAAACAACCAGCAGAUGGUGGAGAAGCGAGUAGUCUUUGGAAGAGGAGAUCCGGUGGGCUAGCAUUGAAGAAUUUGCAACUUAAUAGGAAUAAUCUUGCACCAACCACUGUUUAA